GCUGCCUCCCCGCUGGGGCUCCUUGGCCUUCCGGAGAGGCAGGGCCGCCCGGGUACUAUCGGACCUCCGGGGAACGAGGCCGAGCGAACUCCGGUGCUCCCGACUGGGAGCGGCUGGCCCCGGUGGGUGCGGAGUCACCGCCCGCUGGCUCGCUAACAGCCCCGAGGAAAAGUUGGUGGUGCGCUUUGUAGGACAAGCGCAGAGUGACUUUUGGGACGGGAAUGGUUUUGCGAGGUGGCUGAUAGCGAGCUAAAAUGAAUCCAGUUCCUGAUCCCACCUCAAGUCCCUCUCACCCCCAGCAACAGCUUGGAAGGUCCCAGCUAAAUGCUGCUCCUGUGACCCAUAGUGGGAACAGUCAGAGACCUGGAACCUCUUCAGGAGAUUCUGCAACUUCUUCAGUUCCUGGCUACUCCCGCAGCAGGGAGAAAACAGAAAAAAAGGAGGGCAUGAAGGAAGAACCUGAAAUGCUCUUUGAAGAACUGCUUGAGAGGGCCAAAGCUGGAGAACCAAAAGCACAAACAGAGGUGGGGAAGCACUUCUUGAAAUUAGCAGAAGAGGAGGAUGAAGAACUUAACAAUUGUAGUGCAGUUGACUGGUUCAUCCUUGCUGCUAAGCAAGGUCGAAGAGAAGCUGUCAAACUCUUGCGUAGAUGCCUGGAAGACAGAAGAGGUAUAACUUCUGAGAAUGAGGAAGAGGUGAAAAAGUUAACAUCUGAGACUGACUUGGAGAGAGCUGUUCGAAAAGCUGCCUUGGUCAUGUACUGGAAAUUGAAUCCAAAAAAGAAGAAGCAAUUAGCGGUUUCUGAACUGCUGGAAAAUGUUGGGCAAGUUGACAAUGAAGCAGAUGGUGAGAAGCAGCCUGGUCCAGUCCCAAAGUCCGUGCAGAAGCAGAGAAGGAUGCUGGAGCGAUUAGUGAACAGUGAAUCUAAAAAAUUUAUUGCUUUGGAUGACUUUGUUGAAAUCACCAAGAAGUAUGCAAAGGGAAUCAUCCCAUCCAACCUGAUUAUGCAGGAAGAGGAAGAUGAUGAGUUGGCAGGGAAGAAUCCUGAAGAGUUACCUCUACGACUGAAGGUUGUAAAAUAUCCACUUCAUGCCAUUAUGGAAAUUAAAGAAUACCUUAUAGAUAUUGCAUCAAAGGCAGGAAUGCAUUGGCUGUCUACCAUUGUUCCAACACACCAUAUCAAUGCUCUCAUCUUUUUCUUCAUCAUCAGUAAUCUGACAAUUGAAUUUUUUGCCUUCAUUAUUCCAUUAGUCAUAUUCUAUUUGUCCUUCAUUUCUAUGGUGAUUUGCACACUGAAAGUUUUUCAGGACAGUAAGGCUUGGGAAAACUUCCGUGCUUUGACUGACCUACUGCUUCGUUUUGAGCCGAACCUAGAUGUUGAGCAAGCUGAGGUGAACUUUGGAUGGAAUCACUUAGAGCCAUACUUUUAUUUUUUACUGUCAGUAUUCUUUGUAAUUUUUUCCUUCCCUAUAGCAAGCAAAGACUGUAUACCAUGCUCAGAGUUAGCUACUGUCUCAGUUUUCUUCACAGUGACAAGUUACAUGAGUUUAAGCACAUGUGCAGAACCUUACACACGAAGGGCAUUAAUAACUGAGACAGCUGCAGGUUGCUUAUCCUUAUUGCAGGUAUUACCUGGGAAUUUUGGCUUCUUGAAAUUCUUAGGAAAAACCUUCUUUACAGUUCCUGUAGGCCAUUUCUUUGUGAUCAAUGUUAGCAUCCCCUGCCUUCUGUUUUUGUACUUGUUCUAUCUUUUCUUUAGAAUGGCCCAACUACGGAAUUUUAAAGGCACCUACUGCUACCUGGUCCCAUACCUGGUGUGCUUUAUGUGGUGUGAACUCUCUGUGGUCAUUCUGCGCGAGUCCUCUGGCAUUGGGCUCGUUCGUGCAUCCAUUGGUUACUUCCUGUUCCUCUUUGCCCUGCCAGUGCUGGGUGUAGGCAUUGCGCUGAUGUGUCUUGUCCACUUCAUUAAGUGGUUUUUGUCAUUGGAGCUCAUGAAAAUUGUUGUGACCCUGGUUUUGUGUGCUGUUCCUUUGCUCUUUCGAUGGUGGACAAAGGUUAACUUCUCCGUGGUUGAAGUGGUUAAAUCGCUCACUCGAAGCUCCAUUGUGAAACUCAUUCUGGUGUGGAUUACAGCUGUAGUGCUGUUCUGUUGGUUCUAUGUGUAUCGAUCUGAAGGCAUGAAAGUUUACAACUCCACCCUGACGUGGAAUCAGUAUGGUUUCCUCUGUGGACCCCGGGCCUGGAAGGAGACUAACAUGGCACGUACUCAGAUUUUGUGCAGUCACCUGGAAGGACACCGAGUGACAUGGACCGGGCGGUUCAAAUAUGUGCGCGUGACAGAAAUCGACAACAGUGCAGAAUCUGCAAUAAAUAUGCUUCCAUUUUUUAUUGGUGAUUGGAUGAGAUGCUUGUAUGGUGAAACCUAUCCUCUUUGUGAUCCCAAAAAUGUUACACUGGAUGAGGAAGAAUUGUGUCGUCUGAAGUUUUUGACAAAGCAUAAAUGCCACAUGAAAAUGUUUGAUCGGUACAAAUUUGAAAUAACUGUGGGCAUGCCUUUCAGUAGCAAAAAUGGAAGCAAGCCUAUAGAGGAGGAUGAUAUAACCAAAGAUAUUGUGCUGAAGGCAAGCAAUGAGUUUAAAACAGUGUUGCUGAACUUGAGGCAAGGGAGUAUAAUUGAAUUCAGCACAAUUCUGGAGGGUCGUCUUGGCAGUAAAUGGCCUGUCUUUGAACUGAAAGCAAUCACUUGCUUGAAUUGCAUGUCUAAACUCUUACCUGCAGGGAGGCACGUGAAAAUAGAGCAGGACUGGAGGAGCACAGUGCAUAAAGCCAUUAAAUUUGCUUUUGAUUUUUUCUUCUUCCCAUUCCUGUCAGCUGCAUAAUGUGCUCACAUAUUGGUUCAGUGGUAUUUUCAGUGUCCACUGCAUUUACACUACCAAAGGUUUGGCUCCUUAAGAGAAAAUAAAACACCCAACAAAAAUCUACCUUGCUGUAGCAAUGCUCAAACAGUGUGCUAAUAAAGAGCACUGGUUGAGUUUUGCAAGUGUACACACCAUAUCCUGACCUUAAACCCUGUAUGACUGAAGUGAUAUGUAGUACUUUAAUAUUGUAAAUGAAUGCAGGGGAUCACUGCUGACUAAUUGCAUGGAAACUGUUUUGUCCAAAAUGGAUAUAUUGCCUGUGGUAUAACACUAGAUGCAUUCACUUCCUCAAUGUUAAAAGCACUUUACUCUUUUAAGUAUUCACAACGUGCCCAUUUGUAUUUUCACAGGUAUGGUUUAGAAUAGGUAACUGACAAUAGCUUUUGUUGCAUUCAUUGCUUGUAUUUAUUUUGUGUUUUCUAGAAAAAAUUGAUCUUAGAGUCAGUACCUGGUGGUAAUAUUUGCGUACAGCAAUCACUGUUUCACUAUUUUUCCAGAAGAUAGUGACCACUGUUUUUUGAAAGGGCACAACAUUUCACACCCCAGCAAGGUUUUACAAAGUCCCCAGGCUUCUACUUAGCAUUAAAUAUAGUGAACAAAAUUUGCUAUUUGUUCUGAUUGGUUACACUAAGGUAUAGUCCAUGCUGGUGUGUGAAAGGCAAAUACCAAGGCUGGUAUUGAGAUGGUACCAGUAAUGGAGAAGCCACAGCAACUGAAAUUAUACCUAAAAGUCUCUAGUGGAAAUGGAAAAAGAAUGUUUGUUUAAUUACUUGUAUUUUGCAAAUAAACAUGAAGUACAAACUUGAA
Molecule: messenger RNA, 3725 nt
Organism: Serinus canaria (Common canary)
Lineage: Eukaryota; Metazoa; Chordata; Aves; Passeriformes; Fringillidae
Gene: WFS1
Product: wolframin ER transmembrane glycoprotein
Exons: 8
Coding region: 255-2879 (874 amino acids)
Biological process (GO): calcium ion homeostasis; endoplasmic reticulum unfolded protein response
Cellular component (GO): endoplasmic reticulum membrane; endoplasmic reticulum
Molecular function (GO): protein binding
Source: RefSeq, a predicted model, not a curated record